CAUGGAAAGGGUCAGGUAGGCAAGUAUGGUAUGGGAGUAAUGUAGCUUUAAAUGUAGGUGCCGCACCUGUGUAUUUUUAGUCUAUACUAUAAUGGAUCCUCUGUGAUGUGUAUCACUGGUAGUAUACAUUGAACUGGCAGAGUUAAAACAUAUUGAUACUUAAUUGAAAUGUAUAUUAAGGAUACUAAGUAACUAGAAUUUAUACAUAGUAAGCUAAGCACAACGGAAGUAGAUGCAUAAUUUUAGUUAUAAUAAUAAGUACUCUGGCUCGUUUUGGAUUUUAUACACUUUUAAUGUAUUUUAUGUUUUCAUUAUCACCUUGUUUUGCAUAUGUAUGAUUGCAUUUUGUUUUUACACAGAUUGUUUUAACACCUCAUGAAUACAUUAUUGUGGAGAUUGCAGGGGACAUGUGCACUGCGGUUCCCCUCCGGGAUGCAUCGAAUUGGGUGGUCCAUUGCGGUUGCUAUGUGCACCUGGUUACCGGCUGUACGGGUCUCAGGAUGACGUCAUUCCGGAUGUCCCUCUCCUUUGCCGACCGGAAGGGAGCGACGGGCGCUAGCACCUGGAGAGACACACAUCUUAUAAAAGAGAUGUCAAGGGACAAGCAGCCCCGAUCCCCCCCUUCCCCCACCCACUCGGAUCUAUCCCUGCAUAGCAACGAGGAGUGGGAGCCGACCCAGGAGGGGGAUACGACCGACCAGGCAUGCAGUGACCAGCCGCGGUCGUCAAGGGCCCAUGAGAAGACUAAGAAAAAGCCUAGUAGAAAGGCAAGAAGCCAGCCAGAGGAGCAGUCGGAGAAGGAAGCCUCUGGUGAAGAUGCAGGACCGAAAAAGCCGCGUGGCCCCAGAUACACUGAGGCGGAAAACUGUGCUCUAGUGGAUGGCGUCGACAGGUCCUACGACGUUCUGUAUGGACCAAGGGCACAGACCACAGCAGCUAGGACAAAGCGAAACAUCUGGGAUGCCAUCGCGAGCCAAGUCACUGCAGUAUCUGGAAACCGCCGGAGCACCAGAAACUGCAUGAAGCUGUACAGUGAUUGCCGGAGACAGACCGAAAAGAAGAUGGGGAUUCAGCGCCGACAUGAGACCGCUACGGGAGGUGGACCGGCUCUCAACCUGAAGUGGCUACCCUGGGAGAAUGUUAUUAGAAGGCGCAUGAACCCUGCCAUGGUCGAAGGAGUUCGCGGAGGUGUGGACUCUAGCCGUCCUGCUGGCUUUCCCGAGGAGGAAGAACCGCCCAGAAGACGGAAGAAGGCGGGAGAUAAGCAGUCCAAAAGGAGGCCUGAUGACAGGCCUGCCCAGAGGACAUCACCUGCGCGCAGGACAUCGCCAGCGCGCGGACCGACACCUGCGCAGCAGGCAUCGACAGCAGCGCGCGGGCCGACACCUGCGCAGCAAGCAUCAGGAGCGCGCAGAUCUUCACCUGUGCGCCACAGAUCGUCAUCGCACAGUUUGUCACCUGUGCACCAGACGACGUCGGCGCGCAGACUAUCACCUGUGCGCCAGACAUCAGCGCACAGAACUUCACCUGUGCGCCAUACACCAUCGGCGACCACACCACAAGAUGGGCGCCAAACUACAGCUCCUGCGCGCAGGUCAUCACCAGAUCGUCGUAUCUCCAGGAGCUCUGGGACUGUGACUGAAGAGCCUCAAGACACAACCCUUGUGGACCCAUCACCCGAUCUGUUUGAGUCUACAGGGUUAACAGACGAGACUUUUCUUGGGUUUGAGGACAGCCGUGCAGACGUAUCCAGCCAGACCCUUGAAAAGUCUUCAGAUACGAGGACAAGUGAAGCUCCUGGAGCAGCGGCACCACAGGAUGGAGAAGUGGUGCCACGGACCAGCAGCGGACUAGCUUCGGGAAUUGGUUCCUACUACAGGCCGGAUCUCCUCCUACAGGAGUCGUCAGAGGAUGACGAGGUGGAAGUGCAGCAGGCUGCAGUUGCUACAUCCCUGUCUGCCCAAAUGCAAGUGGUGGCAGACGUCCAGGAAGGGCAGAAUCCCUCAACUGUUCAGAGGGUUCACACCCUGGCAUCGGAGAUUACUUCCCGCCAGGAUACGUACACAAAUGUCGUUGGAAGCAGACUGGACAACAUUGAGAGGACAAUGGAGAAGAUGUCAAACAGUCUGCUUGAAAUGCAGAAGGCUCUUGCCGACAGCACGGCCACAAUGCUACAGGUCAGAAUGGAAGAUCAUAGGGAGACUAUGGACGUCCUUCACAUUCUGGCCGAAUCCAUGAGCCGGCUCGUGGAGAACACAACAUGUCUGGCACACAGCAAUACCAACAUGUCUGAGAGCCAUCGACAAUCCUCAUCCAGCCAACAGCUCAUCGCAACCACACUGCAGAUGAUCUAUGACAAGCUCCCAGAACCAGCUCAUCAACACGCUGGUGAUCCACCAUUUCCGCCGUCACAAACCACAAGGACGCCUCUUACCCUUCCUCAACUACCAUCCCAGUACAGACAGUCACAGAUGUACCAGGGAUAUACAGGGAUGUACCCCACCCACCAGAUGCCUCCACCACCGGCCGCCACAUCUACAGCCGCAUGGGCACAGAGGCCCAGUCAACGUACUACCCAGCCUCCCAGGACAUCGACACCCCACACUCAGGAGGAACACCAGGAUCCGGACAGACUUCCACCAUAAGCCCGGUCGUAUUGUUUUAUUUACUUCUAUGUUUUUCAUGUAUCCCUUUCUUCCCCUCCCAUUAGUUUUUUUUUUUCUUACUAUUAUUUUUUCUUUGUUGGGCUUCCCCACCCGUGACCGGGUACUACCAAGGAGCUUUGUGUAGGCAUACAUGCGCGGGCAUGUAUGCGGGCGCGUGUGGUAACGGAUGAAAGCUCCUUGUGGCUACAUGUAUGAUGGGCCAAAGAGCAAUUCUGAUACCACUCUUUUACCCAAAAAAUCCUUUUUGUAAUGGUGUACAAUAGGCUUUCACUGUUGUGUGAAUUUACUAUUCACUAGUGUGUGUUUUUGGCUUAUUCAUAGGAUUGGGUGGAAAAUUUAAGUGGACGGCAUAGUUCGUGUUGUGCGUACCAAGAUAUCUAUCUACACAAGAAAAGAAUAUAAAGAAUAACAAACUACUUUUUUGUUUUAUUACCUUUCAAUUUUUUUUUCAAUAAUCAAAUACAAUUUUUCUUCAAUAAAUUUUUAAAAAGAGAA
Messenger RNA from Pseudophryne corroboree (corroboree frog), 3161 nucleotides. RefSeq lists its product as uncharacterized. Lineage: Eukaryota; Metazoa; Chordata; Amphibia; Anura; Myobatrachidae. The record is from RefSeq and is a predicted model, not a curated record. Bases 408 to 2645 code for a protein of 745 amino acids. The transcript is spliced from 7 exons.